This is a messenger RNA of Pantherophis guttatus, 1808 nucleotides long. It is a transcript of the gene DAO, whose product is annotated as D-amino acid oxidase. Gene Ontology annotation, biological process: L-proline catabolic process; D-alanine catabolic process; D-serine catabolic process. Gene Ontology annotation, molecular function: D-amino-acid oxidase activity; FAD binding. Lineage: Eukaryota; Metazoa; Chordata; Lepidosauria; Squamata; Colubridae. Gene Ontology annotation, cellular component: cytoplasm. The record is from RefSeq and is a predicted model, not a curated record.
GAGGGAAGGAAGGGAAGGAAGGCCCCAGUGGGCUUAUUUCCCUGUUGGUUUCAGGAGAAAUGCCCUCAGUCCCCCCCAGUGAUGCUUGGGGGUGGUGGGGUAGAAGGCCAGGCGACUGGUUCCUCCUUCCAGGGUGCUGACAGCUCCCUAAAUUCUUGACUGCCAGGUGCAGAGUCUCUGCAGUUCUCCCAUGUGGGGUUUGUCCCCACACCUGCGCAGGAGGCCCUUGCAAGAAAUAGGGGAAAGAUGGGGAAGCGGAUUGCCAAUUUCAGAAGCAGCCCCCAUCUCCAGAAGGACGGCACACAGCAGGUUGUAAACAGAGGUGCUCCGGAUGGGAUGGAAGGAACAUUUCUUUCCAUCUCAGCCCAAAGAGUCCAGAGAUGGUCACCUCAGACCAACCUGGAUGGUGCCACACUAGUUUAUUGGCACAGGAGAAACCGAAGCUCCACCUUAUGGCCUCAUUAUUCUGCUGGAGGGACCUUUGAGCAACGCACCAAGACGUUCCCAGCUUUCUUCCUGCAAGGAGCUGCACCCUGUUGAGCAAACAGCUGCGUGAGAAGACUUUCCUGGGCCUGCGGAUUGCCACGGUUAGAAGACUUGCCAUGCGUGUCGCCGUGAUCGGAGCUGGGGUGAUGGGUCUGUCCACAGCCCUUUGCAUCCAUGACCGAUAUCACUCUGUUUACCAGCCACUGCAGCUGGAGAUCUACGCGGAUGAAUUCAGCCCUGGCACGACCAGCAGUGGGGCCGCCGGCCUUUGGCAGCCCUACCUGUAUGACAAAGGAAAGACGCAGGAAACGAUCUGGAACAAAGAGACUUUUGAUUAUCUGCUCCGACAUGUUAAUUCACCAGAAGCCAAGGAGAUGGGGCUGUUUCUGAUCUCUGGAUACAACCUCUUCAGACGACCGGUUCCCGAUCCAUCAUGGAAGCAUAUUGUCUUGGGAUUCAGGAAACUGUCCCAGAAGGAGCUCGAGCUGUUCCCCGGCUACAGCUUCGGUUGGUUCAACACGGCCCUGAUCUUGGAGGGCAAAGUCUAUCUCACCUGGCUUACAAACCAGUUGGCCUCACGGAAGGUCCAGUUCUUCCAUCGGAAAAUUAAGUCCUUCCAGGAGCUGACCGCUGAAGGAGUGGACGUGGUGGUCAAUUGUACCGGAAUUCGUGCCGGAGAACUACAGACUGACCCUGAGCUGCGUCCAGGCCGAGGACAGACCAUCAAGGUCGAGGCCCCCUGGGUGAAGCACUUCAUCAUCACCCAUAACAUUGAUGCUGGGAUCUACAGGGAGCCCUACAUCAUCCCCGGGAGCCGUACGGUGACCUUGGGGGGUAUAUUUCAGCUGGGGAACUGGAGUACAGAGAACAACCCAGAGGAUCGUAGAAAAAUCUGGGAAGGAUGCUGCAAGUUGAUGCCCAGCCUCCAGGAAGCCAAGGUAGUCGAAGAAUGGAGUGGUUUACGCCCAUCACGCCCUGCCGUCCGGCUGGAACACGAGACCAUUCGCCACGGGACGCUCCGAUCAGAGGUGAUUCACAAUUACGGUCACGGAGGGUUUGGGCUCACCAUUCACUGGGGGUGUGCCAUGGAAGCAGCCAAACUCUUUGAGAAGAUCCUGGAAGGUCAGAAGUUGGCCAAGCCACCUCGGGCAAAUCUUUGAACAAGUGCAAAGGUGUCGCAAACCUUUCCGUGUUUUUGGUACAAAAAAAUGUCCUAAAUGUUGAUGGAACAACAUGGAGAGCUGCAGGUGGAAAGUUUGUAACCACAACAAUUGCAUGGAUUCCCAAGUCUAAGUACAGAUAAACCUCAAACUUUCCACGUG